CCUGCCUGGGAUCUUCCACCACCCAUUUACAUGCAGGGAGCGCACGAGACGUCCAAAGGCCCGUUAUUACUAGUUUCUUCAUCAUGGCCGACGUUCCAGCGUUAAUCAACAUCUGCGUGUCGUUAAAGAUCCAGCCGAACGACGGCCCGGUGUUCUUUAAAGCGGACGGGUCGCGGUUCGGACAGACGCGGACUAUAAAACUGCUGACGGGCUCCAAAUAUAAAAUCGAGGUGGUGUUAAAACCUGGGAGCGUCGAGCCGGUAUCAAUGGGAAUCGGUGGAAAAAGCUUUGAUCUGGAGCAGCAGUCUAAAGAUGAAGAGUCUGCCGUAUAUCACGGGUUUUACGACACCGAGGGUGUUCCUCACACUAAGAGCGGAGACAGACAACCCGUACAGGUUUCAAUACAGUUCAAGGAGGCGGGCGUCUUCGAGACGGUGUGGCAGGUGAAGUACUACAACUACUACAAGCGUGAGCACUGCCAGUUCGGCAACAAGUUCACCUCCAUCGAGUACGAGGUGAAGCCCAACGAGACGCGCAGCCUCAUGUGGAUCAACAAGGAGCUCUUCCAGUAAAACCCGGCCCUCGCGCCGUCCUCCGAUCCGAGUGCGGCACGGCAGCACUACACGUCUGUGUGAACAGUAACCAUCACUGGGCAGAUCGUGUAUACUGUGUAAUAAUGAAUUCAAGAUGGUGGGCACCCGGUAUCAUGGUUAACUCUCUUCUACUUCUACUCUCUGAGCCAUGCUAGCUAAGAGCACGGGACCUGUGGAGAUCAAUACUAUAGAUAUUUAUAUUUUGACAUUGGUUAUUGUUUGUGUUUUUGUGCAUGUACACUUUUACACAUAUCUUUAUUUGAGUCAGGAGCUGUCGCCUGGAUGAAUACUGGUCUCACAGUUUGUGAUUUUCGUGCAUGUUUUAUGUUCACACAUAUCAGCUAGUCUUUAGAGACACUAAGAUCGUUCCUAUUAUCGUUCCAACUGACAUAACUAUGGGCGUAAUAUACAACAGAAAUCGCUCACAGGUAACAGUCAUGCCAAGUUUAUUUAUGAAACCGAAAAUGACAAGCAGGUCUCAGGAGCUAAUCGAGGACUUCCUCCAGGUAGGUUGUUCGCUUGGUUACGCUUGGUCAUUUCACACAUCUUGACGUUCAGAUUAUUAUAGAGUCGCCAACAUCAGCAGUGAGCAUGUGCAGCACCUAUUGGAAGGGUUUUUUCUCCCCAUGUAUAUCUGGUCUUUUUAAUAUCUUGAGUCGGUGCCUCAACUGUAGCAUCAGAUUCAGGUUCUUGUCAUCUGAACUGCUUUUGUAGUUCGUCUGCAUUACGGGUUCAACACGUUGAGAUGCUUUUCUGCUCAACGCAGUUGUAAAGAGUGGUUAGGUGAGUUCCUGUCAGGAUCCACCACCGUUGCAGAUCAACAACAAAAAUACUCAAACUGGCACCAGCAACCCUUCCAUGGUCACUGAUUAUCCCAUCAUUCUGAUACUUGACGUCCUUCCUGAUGCAUUGUCCUACUGUUGUGUGAUUGGCUGAUGGGGUAAUUGCAUGAACCAGCAAUAUAUAUUUCUGGUAUUUGGCAGACACCCUUAUCUCAUUUUAUACAACUGAGCAAUUGAUGGUUAAGGGCCUUACUCAGGGGCCCAGCAGUGGCAGCUUGGUGGACCCCUGGGAUUCAAACUCACAUCUUUCCGGUCAGUAGGCUGGACACCUUAAGGUUAACACCUUAGCCACUAAGCUACCACAUCCGACAGGUGUAGCUAAUAAAGCGGCCACUCAGAUUUAAACUACCAUGCAGGACGUCAGAGAUGCGUUUUCUUCUCAUGUUACACAAAUGUAAAUGAAUCUGUUUCUCCAAUUAAACCCUGUCCAAAAUACGUCAUGCACAUGCUCGGACAACAACCGUCUUCAUCAAACAGCUAAAACUUAAGCGCUGGACAUCUGUGUUUAAAUGUAAUGAGCAGAUACACUAUAUUGCGAAAAGUCUUGGGACAUCUACCUUUGUAUGCACAUGAAUGUAAUAUGGAGUUGUCCUAUAACAGCUCCAACUCUUCUUCACAAAGUUUAGGAGUGUGUUUUUGACCGUUCCUCUAGAUUUGUGAGGUCAGGCACUGAUGUUGGACGAGAAGGCCUGGAUCACAGUCUCCACUCUAAUUCAUCCCAAAGGUGUUCUAUGGGGUUGAGGUCAGGACUCAACUGGUGCAGACCAGUCAAGUUCCUCCACACCAAACUCACUCAUCUAUGGUGUGCAGUCAUGUUGGAAUCCCCAAACUGUUCCCACAAAGAGCAUGAAAUUGUCCAAAAUGUCUUGGUAUGAAGCUUAAGCAUUAAGACUUCCUUACACUGGAACUUAGCACAACCCAUGAAAAACCAACACCUGAAUUCAAUGAUUUGGAGGGGUGUCCCAAAACUUUUGGCAAUAUAGUGUAUUAACAUUUGGCUACCGAUAUCAAUAGAAGCAUUUGUUAAAAUCUUAUCAGGAAGCAAGAAGUACAAAUACAAGCUGUGUGAAAUGAUCUGAAGGUCAGUUCCGUUAAGAUAGACAGGAUUGUUGACCACAGUACAUUUGUUCUGCCCCGUUAUGGUUACACACAGCUUCACUGACCUGGCCAUGCAGCUCCUCCAGUAUUCUCGC
Molecule: messenger RNA, 2628 nt
Organism: Hemibagrus wyckioides
Lineage: Eukaryota; Metazoa; Chordata; Actinopteri; Siluriformes; Bagridae
Gene: cnrip1a
Product: cannabinoid receptor interacting protein 1a
Exons: 3
Coding region: 84-572 (162 amino acids)
Biological process (GO): negative regulation of signaling receptor activity
Cellular component (GO): plasma membrane
Molecular function (GO): type 1 cannabinoid receptor binding
Source: RefSeq, a predicted model, not a curated record